Messenger RNA from Parasteatoda tepidariorum (common house spider), 1380 nucleotides. Its product is annotated as gastrula zinc finger protein xLCGF3.1. The record is from RefSeq and is a predicted model, not a curated record. Lineage: Eukaryota; Metazoa; Arthropoda; Arachnida; Araneae; Theridiidae.
UAACUGUCAACUGUGACGUCGCAUCUACGUUCUAUGAGUUUUUCUCUUUUUAACUCAUUUUUUAUUUAAAAAAAGAUAAUAAUUAUUAAUAUUUGAGGCGCUAAUUACUGUAAAUAUUUUGUUUGUUUUCAUUCCCUUAGUUUUAAAAAUGGCUAAGAAGAAGGCAGCAGGUACACCUUGUAUUUGUUCAGUCUGUGGUAAAAAAUGUAACAAUAAAUAUAACUUGAAUCUUCAUGAAUUAUCUCAUUCUCGUGGUACGGAAUUUCCAUGCAGUGUUUGUAACAAAGUGUUUAAUUCCAGCCAAAAACUAAGAAGACACCAAAUUAUCCACACCGAAAUCAAAGAGUUUCAAUGCGAGACUUGCAAAAAAUUAUUUAAAAGAAUUUGUUCGCUGAGAUUGCACUCAUUAACGCAUUCUGAAGGAAGAACGAGAAAACACAUUUGCACUGUUUGCAAUAAGGGUUUUUAUGACAACCAGUCAUUGCAAAAUCAUUUGCGUAAUCCCUACGUUCAUUAUGUAUUGUGCAGAAUAUGCAGUGAGCGCUUUCCUAAUCAGGAAGCUCUAGAUGAACAUGUUGCUUCUCAUCCCGAGAAACCUUUUGCCUGUCAAAUAUGUUACCGCACAUUUGCUAAAAGAGAACAUCUUGCUCAGCAUAGAUUUAGACAUAGUAAAGGAAACUCUCAUGUUUGUGGAGUUUGUAAACAAAGCUUUUAUAGUAAAGGCAAUCUUAUUCUUCAUUCUCUUACACAUAACAAUGAAAGUGAUUCUACUAUUACGGCAAAAGAAAAUAACACAUCUACUGCAGAAAAUGCAGACGAUUCUUCUUUUGUAGAAAAUGGUAUAAAUUCUGCAGUUGUAGAAGAAUCUGAAAAUGAAUUGCCUGUAAAAGAUUCUUGUGUAGAAGUGACAAGUGAAAAUGAUUCAUCUGUUGCAAAAGAGUUGCGUGAAAGUGAAUCUUUUAUUGUUGCUGAAGAGAAAAGUGAAAAUGAGUCUACUAAUGUGGAAAUGAAAUAUGUUAUUCUUAUUGAUAGUUAGUUUAUAAUAUAUGUAAUUUAUAUCUACGUCUAUGAGAAUCAUUCUUUCUUUAAAAAUUGUUUCUCAUACCUUUCAUUAAAAAAAUAUAUACUACAGUUAUAUUGUACAAUUGGUAGUAUUUGGUGAAGAAAAAUUUAAAUUCAAAUAAUAUGACUAAUUUUCAUAUUUAAUAUUACAAUUAUACUAAAUAUUCAUUUCAACUUUUUUCAUUUAUUUGUAUAAAAUUAUAAGGUUUUAUUUAAAAUGCAUGUUGACUAAACUGUGUCAAAAUUAAUCUCUACAUAUUGCUUCAUAUGUAUUCUAUUUAUCUUUAAAUAAAAGUUCAAAGGUUGCUCAGAAAUGUA